Molecule: messenger RNA, 1506 nt
Organism: Plenodomus lingam JN3
Lineage: Eukaryota; Fungi; Ascomycota; Dothideomycetes; Pleosporales; Leptosphaeriaceae
Molecular function (GO): FAD binding; oxidoreductase activity
Source: RefSeq, a predicted model, not a curated record
AUGGCGCCCAAGUUUUCAAAGCAGCCAUUGUUGGCUUUGCUGUGUCUCACGUCAGCUUUUGCCUGGGGACAAUCAGAUAAAGGAACCGCCGUUCAUUCUUGCCUUGUAGAAAAGGGCGUUCGCGCAAUUCUAUCCACAGACGCCGGCUGGGCCAACGCUACCAAUGCCUUCCAACAAAGAAUUCCGCGAGCACCAGCUGCCAUUGCUUUCCCCCAGAACAAGGAUGAGGUCGCCCUAGCUUUGGAGUGUGCCCGUCAAGCUUCUAUCAAAGUUUCGGUUACUGGACGGGCACACUCAUUCCAAGGCUUCGGCUUCGGUUUCGCUGGCAAUCUAGUGAUUGACAUGGAUGCUUUUACAGAUAUCACUUUUGAUGAGUCUACAAAACAGCUCACCUGUGGCGGAGGCGUGAACAUUGGACCUGCAGCCAAGUUUGCCUAUGACAAACAUCACUACCACUAUCCUCAUGUGCGAGGCUCUCACGUUGGAAUGGCCGGUAGCAUCUUCGGCGGCGGCUUUGGAACCACAAGCAGACUUCUCGGCAUCCCGAGCCAAAACCUUGUGUCCGUUGAGUUUAUGCUCGCUAAUGGCACAAUCGUGAACGCAACUCCUGGGUCUGAUCUCCUUUGGGCGGCUCAGGGAGCGGGACCUAACUUCGGAGUCGCACUCUCUACAACUACCAAGACCUUCCCAGUUCCGUAUGAGACUCCUCUGAAUUACACGCUUUCCUUGGGCAAAAUUGACGACGAUCGUGCUACUGCUGCGGCUAUGGCUGUUCAGAAGUGGGCCCUUGAUGGACUUGCACCUAAUGAACUCUCACUUCGAUUUUCGCUUCGUGAGGCAGAUUCCACAGGAUUCUACUACGGGGAUGAAGCUUCAUUCGACAAAGCCCUCGCCCCGCUUGUUAACUCGCUCAAUGCAAUCGGAAUCAACGCCACCGUGACCAAGACUAUCCAACGAUCCUUUUGGGACUCUGAGAUAGCUGCUGCAGGCCCUGGAAUGAACGAUCCCCAAGGUGGUACUCUUGGAGGCCGCGCUUCCCACGUCCAGUCUUGGGUCAAGACUACCGACAGCCCAUUCACUGCAGAGCAACUCAAGCUUCUGAUUUCAGCUAUCCGCGCCUUCAACCGAACUGACAUGACUCGCACCGGCGUUAUGGAUUUAUGGGCGGGUGACAAUAACGACGUCAAAGACAGCGAGCAUGCCUUUGCCCAUGGCAAGAACCUUUGGCUCGUGCGUGUGGACGGUAUCGGAAAAGAUGGUGUUUGGCCUAGCGAUGGCAUCAAGUACAUGCAUGAUCUUUUCAAGCCAUUUGAAGCCGCUCUGAAGAAGGCGGGACUGCUUCGCGGCUUCGUCAACUACGUUGACUCCGAGCUUAGUGUGAAGGAAUGGAGUUCAAGACUAUAUGGCAAAAACUUUGCUAAGCUACAGCAGAUCAAGGCUGCUAUUGACCCAUCGGAAAUGUUCUCAGGUUUCGCUCUGGCGAUUCCUCUCCCUCGUCGUCGCUAA